AUGUUUGUUUGGGUCGACAAAGGUGUUACUACUAUUCAAAUAUUCAAAAAUAAAAAUCAGUCGAAGACCUACUUUGCGAAAAUUACAUUUAUUUCCAGGUUAUGCUUUUUACGUUUGAUAAUUUGUUUCGAUUUCAGAUCUAUCUAUCUAUCUAUCUAUCUAUCUAUCUAUCUAUCUAUCUAUCUAUCUGAUUUAUCCGUCCUUUUAUCACUAAUUUCAUUUUGGUCUCAUCUAUCUAUCUAUCUAUCUAUCUAUCUAUCUAUCUAUCUAUCUAUCUAUCUAUCUAUCCCAAUUUCGUCAUUAAAUAACGUUGAUAUGCUGCUAAAUAAAACAACCAACCAACCAACCAAUCUAUCUAUCUAUCUAUCUAUCUAUCUAUCUAUCUAUCUAUCUAUCUCAGACUGCCCACCUCCGCUUGUUGCUGGAUUUCAAUCCCACGGUGACGAUCUGUCACAGGGAAGUUAUACCUCCUCCCAAAACUCUUCACACCUUGCUCCCGCACUGUUGAUAUCUUUUCACCUGCGAUGGAAAACACUUCAUGAAGCGGUACUCUGGCAUCAGACCUCUCAAGAUCACCUCCAUCGCCAUCACAAACAGUACUGGAGAGAUGGCACAUCCCAUAGCAAUACCCCUUUGCAGCUCCACAUACCUUGUAGUGUACUUCGUCGUCGAAAAACGCAGUAUGAACUGAUUGAAGUUCAUAGCCAGACAAUCCCUGUGUCUCUGCGUAAAGACCAACCGCAGAACACUCUCUUGCCCUCCGUACAACUCCUUGGACCUCCUUCCAAGUACGUGCUCAUAAGAUAUCUCUCCAGCUCCUCCCGCUCAACACUCAACACUCCGCUAGUCUUCUCCCUAAACAACUGCUUCGUGAAGCGGAACGGACUUUCCGUGAAUAACUUCCGGGCCUUGGCAGCCUUCUGUCUCUUUUUGGCAAGCCGUUCCGCUAUACUUACCUUACUAAUGCGCUUCCUUAUGUCCUCCAGGAUUGGCCUGAUUUCCUCUGCCCUCUGCUCAUCAGUCCGCAUUACUGCUCAUUACCUUCGCGUCUCUUUCUUCAAAGCCUGGAUGGUUCUCCGCCGCCGACUUACCUGCACUGGAGCUAAGGACUUAACUUUCACUUCCUUUAACCCAAACCUGGUGACCCCAUAG
Acanthosepion pharaonis is the source of this 1152-nucleotide messenger RNA. The record is from the annotation of a GenBank genome assembly. NCBI's taxonomy places the organism in Eukaryota, Metazoa, Mollusca, Cephalopoda, Sepiida, Sepiidae.